Molecule: messenger RNA, 927 nt
Organism: Emericellopsis cladophorae
Lineage: Eukaryota; Fungi; Ascomycota; Sordariomycetes; Hypocreales; Bionectriaceae
Exons: 2
Coding region: 1-927 (308 amino acids)
Source: RefSeq, a predicted model, not a curated record
AUGGAUAGCGCACAUAAACCCAUGUCCAUGAAAGCGCAGCAGCGACGCUUCGAGAACAUGCUCCGCGUAGACGCUGGUCUUGAAGAGUUGCCUGGGUCGGAUUCCGAAGAGUCUGACAGUGGCCCUGUCACACCGCCCAGCAGUCUUCCAAGAGACUGUUUUGGUCCUUAUAUGCAACAAUUUAGUGAAAUAUAUCCCCCUUAUUCGGACUGGGAGCUCUUGGAUAGGGUCGAGCCGGACCCGCAGCCUGAGCCUGGUCCUGGUCCUGGUCCUGGUCCUGACCCUAAACCUGCUCCGGAGCCUAAGCUUGAACCUGAGCCUGAGCUGGAUUUGGAUCUAGAUUUUGAUGUGGACACGUACCUGCUGAACAUGGAGCUGCUGGACCAGGAGCUGCUGGAUAUGGAGCUGCGUCUGGGCCCCGGACCGAAGCCAAAGGAUGAGCCGGAACCUGGCCUUGGGGCAUCACGAUCCAAUACGACUGUGGACAGCCACAUUCUCACAAAAACUACGACCAAUGGCCAAUCUUCUCAUCGCCCGGUGCCCACUUCACGCAGCCGUCGUGAGCGCUUAGCCAUACCCCAGGCCAGGAAUAUCGAAGAAAGCUGCUGGGAGGAUGUCGAAAACGGGAGGACCUCAGAAGCACGAACGAACUGGGCGUGUACACACAAGUGGCAUCAGAUGGACGAAGACGCAGAGAACGAUCGCAUGAUAGAGUCCAUGAACAAGGCUCAUGAAGAAGAUCUGGUCUCCAAGUCCACUUCAAGGUACAAAAACCCUAAGGAAGAGCAUAUCAAGUGGGCCAAGGAUUAUAAAGCUGCCAAAGAUGCCUCGAAGCAGAAGAAGUGGGAACAGCGCCAGACUGAGACGCGGGAUGAGCACCUGCAGUCCGAGUUUGUGGAUCUGAGUGUUCACCCAAGCGAGCUGUAG